AUGGCGUCCCGCAUAUCUUCACUCAGAUCACCCACAGUCGUGCUGUUAGCUGCGGCGACGCUUGCAAAGGCAGCUCAGAUCUCCAACCUAUCAUUUGCACCAGAAGACACCAUCACUCGCGAUGUCUGCAUCAUCGGCGGCGGGUCUACAGGGACAUACGCGGCAAUUCGCCUAAAAGACCAAGGAAAGUCCGUCGUGGUAGUCGAAAACAGCGACUAUCUCGGCGGCCAUACGGAGACAUACUACCUUGGGAAUGGCCAGCACUUCGACUACGGCGUCGAGGGCGUGAUCAACGACGAACUAUCGCGGAACUACUUCACACGACUCGGGGUCGACUGGCGAACACUGCUCCCAGACACCUUAAUCACGGAAAAUGUCAACUUCCAGACCGGCAUGCGGGUCCCUCCUCCGAACGGCACUCUGACGGGGGCGCUUUUAUACCGCAGCGUGAUCGAAAAGUACGACUACCUUCGCGAUGGAACGCUGAAUCUCCCAGAUCCAGUUCCCGAGGAACUGUGGCGUCCAUUCGGCGAGUUCGUGAGCAAGCACCGGCUUGAAGGGGCGUUGGGUAUAAUUUUCACUUUCAGUCAAGAGGUAGGAAAUCUGCUGGACGUGCCGACUGUAUACGUGCUGCAAAGCUUCGGGGUCCCGCAGGUUGAUGCCCUGCUACGAGGAUUCAUGACCCCUAGGAACGGGGGUAUGGAUCUAUAUCGCAAGGCUGCCGAGGUGCUUGGUCAAGACGUUCUCUUCAACAGCACCGUCUCUCAGACCGAACGAUCACUCAGCUCAGUGCAGGCCGUCGUGCAAGGAGCCAACGGGACCUCGAAAUUGAUCCAGGCACAGAAGCUUCUCAUCACCAUUCCGCCCAAAGUCGACCAUGUCCAACCCUUCGACCUGGACGACACCGAACUCGAGAUCUUCCAAAAAUGGAAAUGGAACAGCUACUUCGUCGCCGUGCUGAACAACACCGGCAUCCCCGACGCCGUCACCGUAAUCAACACGCACCCCGAGAACGGACCCGGAAGUCUACCUCGGACACCGUUCGCCUGGCGCCUUCGUUAUCCAGGCGUUCGCGGAUACGUCACCAGCGAGAUAAUUGCCGACGAGAACUUCACCGCGCGAGACGCCAUCGAGCUCAUCCAGUCUGAUCUCCGCCGCAUGAAAGACGCCGGAACAUACAACGUGACGGCGCCGGAGUUGGUUCUGCUAGCGAACCACUCGCCCGCGUCGCCUAUGGUAUCAGCGGAGGAUAUCCAGGCGGGUUUCUAUCACCAGCUCUAUGCUUUGCAAGGGCGACGGAAUACAUUCUAUACCGGGCGGAGCUUUUGUGCGGACCAUUCGUCCCUCUUGUGGGCGUAUACGGAUACCGUAAUUGCGACGAUGUUUCCUUAGCGACUUGUUGAAUUUGGGCUGCUGUUUAUUCAGUGGCAUUUUCUGGUUAAGUCGUGAAUUUUCUGUAAGCCAUGGUAUUUUCAUAUUUGGGAUUUGUGUGGGCUUAUUGCAAUGCAUGUUUAGCUUGGUAGUCAUGCAAGAUUGAACAAACUAGUGGUUAGGCAACACGUAAUCAGCCCUGUGGGACAGGAUGCAUUGGCAACAACUCAACUAAGGCCAUGUGGAUCCAUAACGUACAAUCCAAUGCUUGCUGGUUUAGAGUCAGGCCGAUGGAUGAAGCAAUUACGGUCAGGAUUCGGACAAAACGCGCAUCUCCGAUCCAGCCUCUGGGCCACGUGAUUGGC
Molecule: messenger RNA, 1736 nt
Organism: Aspergillus steynii IBT 23096
Lineage: Eukaryota; Fungi; Ascomycota; Eurotiomycetes; Eurotiales; Aspergillaceae
Product: NADPH-dependent FMN reductase Lot6
Exons: 1
Coding region: 1-1392 (463 amino acids)
Molecular function (GO): oxidoreductase activity
Source: RefSeq, a predicted model, not a curated record